Molecule: messenger RNA, 1238 nt
Organism: Oncorhynchus keta (chum salmon)
Lineage: Eukaryota; Metazoa; Chordata; Actinopteri; Salmoniformes; Salmonidae
Product: rap guanine nucleotide exchange factor 6
Exons: 8
Coding region: 615-1238 (207 amino acids)
Biological process (GO): positive regulation of ERK1 and ERK2 cascade
Source: RefSeq, a predicted model, not a curated record
GAGCCUCCCCUUGUGUCAGUCACCAUGGUGGCAUACAGCAAAAAGCUGUGGCGGCGGACCCAUCGUCACUUUUAAACCCAUCAUAAUGAUUUUUUAAAGGUUGCCUUUGUACAUGUAGCCUAUACAUUUAUUAUUUAAAAAAAAUGGACAACCGGUUAUUGUCAGGAUAGAUUAGUAGUUUGCUAUUUUAUUUGAAGGCGGAUACAUUGAAUUGUGGCAAAAUCAAGAAUGCUGAAGAUACAUAUAUUUGCUUUUAGCGUCGGCUUAGAUAAAGGAACAGUUCUUCCAUAAUACAACUGUAUAGCGACACGUCUACUGGGACUUGGAUUCAGGAUUCUUCGAGCCGCACCUUGAUAGCAAGUUUUUUUUUUGUUGGGAUCGGUGGCAGCCUUUUGAUAUCGGUUUGGGGACAGAAGAAACCCCUAGGCUCACAUUGUGGCCUGGCCAUUGUGGCCUGGGACUGAUACAUUUCCGAUCUUUCGACCACUGGAGUUCUCUUAUUAGUGGAUAACAGACUGACUGUGGCUUGGUCUGUGAAUAUCCAGUCCGCGAAUAUUUGCACAUUGUCAACAUUCUAAGCAAUUUAAUUAUUUGAAAUUCGGGUCUUCAAAACAAUGGCGUCUUAUGUCGAUAACAGUUUUCGUCAAGCUGUGAUGAUGAAUCCGGCAGAAAGAACGCAACAGGACCUGGAGAUAGUCUACUCCUAUCUUCACGGGAUGGAGGCCCUUUCUAACCUCCGAGAACACCAGCUGAGGAUAAUAUGUGAGACAGUGCGCUAUGAAAGACACGAAGCCAAUGAAGUGCUCUACUACCCAGAUGACGUUGGAAGCUGCUGGUUUAUUCUACUGUCCGGGUCCGUCUUCAUCAAGGAGUCCAUGUUCCUGCCAAGAAGCAGUUUUGGAAAGCGUUCUGCAGGGAGCCUGAGACGCGGAUGCGAGUGCAUCGUUCUGGAACCUUCCGAGAUGAUUGUGGUGGACUAUAUGGACCAAAAUGAGGAGUACUUCCAGCGGCAAGCAUCGCACCGACAGUCCCGCCGGAGGUUCCGCAAGAUCAACCAGAAGGGUGAGCGGCAGACCAUCAUCGACACGGUGGACCCGUACCCCACCGGCAAGCCGCCCAUAGCCAGGGGAUACCACACGGAAUGCAUUAAAGCUCAGGCCGGGUGCAUGCACUCUGACACGGUCACCGGUUGUACGGUAUUUCCUCCAACACAUUGGUGCGGCUGGCUUCCAGGUUAA